CCUUUGCACUUUAAAUACGUCACCGAGUCAUUUCUUCCGUUACUACAAAUUUGAAGCUUUCUACUUUCAUCUUCCAGCUUCUUCUCCUGCUCCUCGUUAUCAAGUUGAUAUAUAAGCAGGGAUAUGGCGGGGUGGUGGAUAAACGGUGGCGUCUGGACUAUGAUGAUGACUAUAAUGGCCACGAUGCUCAUUUCUUUUGUUCAAGCUGAAGAUCCCUACCGUUUUUUCGACUGGAGGGUCACUUACGGCACCAUUUCUCCACUUGGCAUUCCUCUUAGGGGAAUCCUGAUAAAUGGACAAUAUCCAGGACCCGAUAUUUACUCUGUCACCAAUGACAAUUUGAUCAUCAACGUUCACAACGAUCUCGACGAGCCCUUUCUCUUAUCUUGGAACGGUGUGCAACUGAGGAAGAAUUCUUACCAAGAUGGGGUGUAUGGGACGACUUGUCCAAUCCCACCGGGCAAAAACUACACUUAUGCCAUCCAAGUCAAAGACCAGAUCGGUAGUUUCUUCUACUUCCCCUCCCUUGCCGUCCACAAAGCUGUCGGUGGUUUCGGCGGUUUCCGUAUUCUCAGCCGUCCUCGCAUCCCCGUCCCUUUUCCUGAACCCGCUGGAGACUUUACCUUCCUAGUCAGCGACUGGUUUGAACGUGACCACAAGACUUUGAAGGCACUUUUGGAUAGAGGACACAAGCUACCUUUGCCUCAAGGGGUUUUGAUCAAUGGCCAAGGAGUCAGUUUUUCUUCUUCUCUCACCGUCCACAAAGGUAAAACAUACAGAUUCAGAAUAUCGAACGUAGGGCUUCAAAACACUCUGAAUUUUAGAAUACAAGGUCAUCAGAUGAAGCUCGUCGAGGUUGAGGGAACCCAUACAGUCCAGUCCAUGUAUACCUCACUCGACAUUCACGUUGGACAGUCUUACUCCGUCUUGGUCACCAUGGACCAGCCUGCCCAAGACUAUGGCAUUGUCGUCUCCACAAAAUUUGUCGCAAAAAAACUCUUGGUCUCAUCCACGAUCCACUACUUUAACUCAAGAAAAACCCUCUCAUCAGCUUCCGUCCACGUUGAACCACCACCUACCGAUGAACUAGAUUGGUCUAUCAAACAGGCCCGGUCCAUUAGAACAAAUCUAACUGCGUCUGGGCCAAGGCCUAACCCUCAGGGAUCGUACCACUAUGGUCGAAUCAAAAUAUCUAGGACUUUAAUAUUGGAAAGCUCAGCGGCACGUGUGCAUAGGAAGCAACGCUACGCCAUAAACGGGGUGUCGUUCGUAGCUGCAGAUACCCCGCUUAAGCUUGCGGAUUACUUUAAGAUAAAAGGCGUAUUCAAAGUGGGAAGCAUCCCUGACAAGCCGAGAAGAGGGGUAGGGAUGAGAAUGGACACGUCAGUGAUGGGAGCACGCCAUAGGGACUUCCUUGAAAUCGUAUUUCAAAACCGCGAGAAGAUCGUCCAAAGUUACCACCUCGAUGGAUACAGCUUCUGGGUUGUCGGGAUGGAUAGAGGAGCAUGGUCAAAAGCGAGUAGGCGAGAGUAUAAUCUGAGGGAUGCUGUGUCUCGGUCCACUACUCAGGUGUAUCCAGAAUCUUGGACAGCAGUAUAUGUGGCACUGGACAAUGUGGGGAUGUGGAACUUAAGGAGUGAAUACUGGGCGAGGCAAUACUUAGGUCAACAGUUGUACCUCCGAGUUUAUUCUCCAGCUCACUCUCUCAGAGAUGAAUACCUAUUGCCUAAGAAUGCUUUGUUGUGUGGCCGUGCCUCCGACAAACACGAGCCCAAUACCACUCCUUAAAUCGUAAUGACUAUAUAUGGUCAUACAUACCAAUCGUGAAUGGAUUAGAUUAAUUAGGGAUGUAUUCUUAUUAGAUCGAGUUCUUCAUUCUUUUAUAUUUCUAUAGAGAGAGAGAGAUAUAUGUUUCAUAAAAUUUUAAUGUUACACCCAAAAUUGAUAAAAAAGUUUGACU
Molecule: messenger RNA, 1960 nt
Organism: Capsella rubella
Lineage: Eukaryota; Viridiplantae; Streptophyta; Magnoliopsida; Brassicales; Brassicaceae
Product: L-ascorbate oxidase homolog
Exons: 7
Coding region: 124-1788 (554 amino acids)
Molecular function (GO): copper ion binding; oxidoreductase activity
Source: RefSeq, a predicted model, not a curated record